Paraphaeosphaeria sporulosa is the source of this 1072-nucleotide messenger RNA. Its product is annotated as short chain dehydrogenase/ reductase-like protein. The transcript is spliced from 3 exons. The coding region runs from base 133 to 1065 and encodes 310 amino acids. The record is from RefSeq and is a predicted model, not a curated record. Gene Ontology annotation, molecular function: oxidoreductase activity. NCBI's taxonomy places the organism in Eukaryota, Fungi, Ascomycota, Dothideomycetes, Pleosporales, Didymosphaeriaceae.
UAGAAAAGGACCGCUGGCAGUCCAUCAAUAAUCUUUUGUAAUAUUCCUAAUCUUUACAGAAAUCAUCGCAACCAAUCCACCGGCUGUACACUUAAUCUAUCCACCUUUAGUUUAUCAAUCACUUCAUUCAAGAUGGGUGAACAAGAAGGUCCCAUCACGGCCUACCCGUCAACAGAAAUAAAACCCCAGAAUCAAGAGGGUGGCCCUGGACUAGACAAAAACAUGGACCCAUACGCGAACUGGACACAGCUCGAGUUCUGGGACGACAACGGCAAACCCUACCUCAAGGAGUACGAGGGCAGAGGCCUUUUGGAGGGCAAGGCUGCCCUGAUCACUGGUGGAGAUUCAGGGAUCGGAAGAUCAGUUGCUAUUCUGUUUGCACGAGAGGGAGCCGAUGUCAGUAUCGUGUACCUACCCGAAGAGGAGGAGGACGCGCAAUACGUGAAGAAGAAGAUCGAGGAGGCAGGCAGGAAGGCGAACCUAAUGGCUUUCAACUUGCGGGACAGGAAAAACUGCGAGAAGGCCGUCGAGGGACACAUGAAGGCUUUCGGGAAGCUCAAUGUUCUAGUCAACAAUGCUGCAAUGCAGGAGGGGUGCGAAGAUAUUUCCGACAUUGACCUCGAUGUUACGGAGAAAACUUUCCAGACCAACGUCGUUUCCAUGUUCGCGAUGACCAAGUACGCUAUCAAGCACAUGAAGCGCGGCGAUUGCAUUGUCAAUAGCAGCUCUGUUGCAGCGUAUAUGAGCAAUCCUCAACUACUCGACUACGCGUCCACAAAGGGCGCCAUUGCGACAUUUACUCGAGGUCUUGCACAGCAGCAAGCUAAAAAUGGCAUUCGUGUAAAUGCCGUCGCCCCUGGUAUUAUUUGGACUCCUUUGCAGCCGGCCACCAAGAACGUCUCCGACGACGCGAUGAAAGGAUUGGGUGUUGGAGCUUGCCCGCUCAACAGACCAGGCAUGCCCAUUGAGAUGGCUACGCUUUACGUUACCCUGGCCUCUCCCUUUGGUUCUUAUUGCACUGGAGAAGUCCUUCAUGGAUCGGGCGGCAUUGAGAUGCAGGGUUAAGUGGAUA